Molecule: messenger RNA, 396 nt
Organism: Limanda limanda (common dab)
Lineage: Eukaryota; Metazoa; Chordata; Actinopteri; Pleuronectiformes; Pleuronectidae
Gene: gng7
Product: guanine nucleotide binding protein (G protein), gamma 7
Exons: 3
Coding region: 61-267 (68 amino acids)
Biological process (GO): G protein-coupled receptor signaling pathway
Cellular component (GO): heterotrimeric G-protein complex
Molecular function (GO): G-protein beta-subunit binding
Source: RefSeq, a predicted model, not a curated record
GACCUGUCUGUGCACCAUCACCCAGUUUCCUCCAGUGCUGGUCUACUCUGAUGGAUCAGCAUGUCUACCAGUAAUAAUAUCGCCCAGGCCAGGAAACUGGUGGAACAGCUGAGGAUUGAGGCAGGGAUCGAACGCAUCAAGGUGUCUAAAGCAGCAGCAGACCUAAUGAGUUACUGUGAGCAGCACGCUCGUAGCGACGCUCUGCUGGUCGGGGUUCCCACCUCUGAAAACCCGUUCAAGGACAAGAAACCCUGCAUCAUCCUAUAGCUGCGCUCUACUCCUCCUGCCCACACACACACACUCACACAGAAACACCCACAUAGACACACACAAACAAACAUACACUCAGUACCAUAAAUUGACCCCCAGACGCACACAUGCAAACACACAACUUCA